Messenger RNA from Aegilops tauschii subsp. strangulata, 2117 nucleotides. Lineage: Eukaryota; Viridiplantae; Streptophyta; Magnoliopsida; Poales; Poaceae. The record is from RefSeq and is a predicted model, not a curated record.
CCUUCGACGAGUAGUUAGCCUGAGGGAGCGGGAGAGGGAGGAGGGGCAUGCGCUGGGGGAGCGGCGGCGGCGGCGGUUCCGCCAUGGCCGCUGCUGUGUGCGUGCGUGAACUGGUCGGGUGGUGUGGUGUGCGUUGAUUUUUCUGUUUUUUUUUUCUAUUCUAAGAGAAGAGAUGAGACGAGGGUAAAACUGGAAUUCUCAGAUUGACUGACAGGAAAACGUAGAGAUUCUGACGAUGGACUAACGGCGAUGGCAAAUAAGCACUAGAAUUCGUUUGUGUCUGGUAUAUGAGCACUAGAGCUUUGUUCGAUGGCAAAUGAGCAAUUGAUGCUUGUCUCAGUGGUAUAGAAGCCAUUUUCUCUAGAUAUUUCGUUCAUGUAAAUAGAUUUUCAAACUUGCGACCUACAUAAAUUAUAUGGAUGCGUAUAUAUAUGUAGCACUUAUUCCACCGAUGCGCUUCACGGAUGAACCACCUGGGCCACGAGACUUCGCGUGCUCCUACAUGCAUACUCUCAACGUCUUCUCGGUCAAACUUGCUGGACUACAUAGGGAUUUGGCAUGGCCACUCCAUGUGUUCAGCAUCGUCGCCGCACGCGACACUCUGGAUCACAAUCGCAAUAUCAUCUUGCAUCGCACCAGGGAUAACCGCCAAAUCAUCCAUCAGGAGGUUUGUGUUCGAAUUCGUUGCUCCCCACAAGAUUCUUCUAGUACAUCUUCAUCUUGUAAUCUCUCUGGCUAACAAGCAAUAUGCUCAUGUUCUGUGUGAAUCAUAUAAGUAACUUUGAGGCCAAACUGCACCAUAGUUUUCUAAGUUGACUCAAGUUUGCAUUUGAGUAUGAUCUUUGGUGCAUCUCUGGUGUCACUAUGGUGCACGUUUUCAGGUAUAGAGGAGUUUUAUGGAACAGUAGUGCGUGGCAUAUGCAUGCACAUUUUCACCCUUCAUUUAUUAUAUGUUUAAACUGGUUCUAUAGAUCGAAAGGGUCCUGAAGAUUUAACAUGCUUCAAGAUCAAACUCAAAUUCAUGUCGAAUUCUGUGCCCCAUUGGUCAUUUUUGUGUGGCCAGCAUAUUUCUAAUUACCAUUGUUCUAUUUAGUUUCACUUGAUAUACGUCUCAUAUUUUAUUUUAACUUUUACGGGGACUUGUCACGUCUUCUCAUUAAUUAUUAAGGAGGAACUAUAUAUCAGCAUUACUCAGUUAACUAAUCAUUGUGUGCAUGCAGGAUCCCUACCUAGAAUUGACAGGUCCUAUCCGUGGUAUCGUGGUGAUUGAUCCUGUGAAAUUUGAGGUUGUGCUGAAAGUGAAGGGCUCCACUGAAUCCGAGGACAAAGAUUUAAGCUUUCUGGUUGUGCGGUACUUUAGUAACGGCGGUGAAAGUCGGUCACUUGUGAUCAACAAAAUCAGGACUAACAAGCUUAGCACACUAGAGUUGACAUUCGGCCACAUUGUUCGCUCUGUGGAGGCCGCGAUUAGUGUGAGAGUGAUUGGCGGUUCAUGGCCAGAUGGGUUUCGAGGUGUAUUUACAGCUACCACUGGCAGCAUAAAUCACAUGAAGUUCUCGUUGCUUUCUUCUAGAAACUGUAAGUUUCCUGUCAAGUCUGAUGGAAUGAUCUUGCUAUCACGAUGUGUUGUUUGUGUUGAACUCGAUGGAGAACUCAUGGUUUCCAUCAUUGCACAACAUGAAGACGAGGAGAAAGUUGUUGAUCAGAGUGAUGAUAACGUUUUUACACCUAAGAAAGCUGGUAGAAGCCAUAAUAUCCUCAAGAUUGGGUCGUGCAAGAUGGAAGUCACUGUGGCCUGCUCUGUUUUCUCGGAUCGUAUACUUGUUCGUGACGAAUGGGUUGGUGCUCGGCAUCUGUGAUCAUAUUUUUCUCGAUCGUUGAUUAGUUGUUGGUAUUAUCGAGUGUGUAUUUGUGUUUACAAUGCCAUGUAAUUAAUUUCGGCUCGUUCGUUUGAAGUCUUGAGCUUGAACUUCCUUUUGUAGCUCCGCUCACAAGGACUUCUUUUGCGCUUUCUACUGACUAAUGAUCAUGAUAUUUUAGUUUUAAUGCCUGUAAGCACAAAUCUCUAUUAUUAAAGGGCAUUUUUUCGUCAUUGUCGUGGUGAUGAUUCGACCUCC